Molecule: messenger RNA, 8106 nt
Organism: Carassius auratus (goldfish)
Lineage: Eukaryota; Metazoa; Chordata; Actinopteri; Cypriniformes; Cyprinidae
Product: histidine N-acetyltransferase-like
Exons: 5
Coding region: 475-1482 (335 amino acids)
Molecular function (GO): acyltransferase activity, transferring groups other than amino-acyl groups
Source: RefSeq, a predicted model, not a curated record
GUUGGGAAUUCUGGGAGGGGCUUCACAGUGACCUCAUACUUCAUACAUUCUAAAUCUGAACCGGCAUUAUCCAAAUAUUCUACUUUUAAUCUAACCGCAGUGCAGUAAAAGCCUACAUCUAUUCAGCAUCUGUCAAUCUGACGUCUGUAUCCUUCUUCACAAAUCCAUCGCGCGACGCAGAGGCCUACAGUGCCACCCUACAUGAAAAAAAGGCCUUAUCAGACGAGCAUUAGGACCUGGGGGUGACUGGCGCUGCUCCUGGUGCUGCUGCUGCUGCUGCUGCUACACGUGCUAGUGACUAAAUCACUAUAUCAUGUCACAUCAGAGGCGUCAUUCUGUACAUUCUUUCCUAAAUUAAAUUCUGAAAUCCAAAAACAGUGAAUGUAAUCACCAUUCAUGCGAAAGUUUGCUUCAAGAUUAACCACACUGCUGAUGGGAUCUUAUCACUAGCACACUCUGAGCACAUCUCUGAGGAUGAAGAUUGAAAACAGCCUCCCCUGCUCUCAGCUCCCUGAGGCCCCUCCUCAGACCGGGCUCCAUUUUACAGUGGCAACGGAGGAGGACUUUGAUGACAUCAUGGCUAUGAGUAAGGAUAUCUAUGGCGGCCUGGACUAUCUUCCCUCCCGCUAUCAAGCUUGGCUGCAGGAGAGCAACCGCACUGUCGUUUUGGCUCGCAAGCAAGGAAAAGUGAUUGCACUGGAGUCGGUGUGUGUUAUUGAUGAUGGGGAGACCAUGCUGGUGGAAGGGCUUCGUGUUGCCCCUCAGGAGAGGGGGAAAGGUGUUGCAGGGGUACUUCUUCGGUUUUGCUCUCAACUGGUUAAGUCCAAGUACCCUGACGUUAAAGUCAGCAGGCUGACAAGAGAUGACCAGCUGGGGCCAAAAGACUUCCAGAAGUACCGGCUCAUAACCAAACAGGGAAUCCUCCUGGUGCGCUUCCGUGCUGAAGACCUAAAAUUACGCCUUGCUGAUCUUGGGCCUAAUAUCACUGUAGCGGGGGAGGGUCUGUCCACCACAAACAUCCCGAUCCGUUUGGAGCCAGCAGAGGUGCAUCAGCUCUUCCUAAGCGAUGUUCUAAUGAAGCGUGUCCUUCCCAAUGCCACCAUCGUUCAAGAUUGGCAGCCUUUCAAGCCUCUGCCUAGCAACAUGGCCAUCCUGCUGAAGAAGGAUAUUGAUUGGAUGGUUGAUGAUUCCCGGCGCCCAACCAUGGCCAGCUUGUGCACCUUCCCAUUCCAUGUGCCAAUUGGUGAUGACUGGUACUACCUCAACAUCGAUAUGUUUGGUAAAGACCUGACACUGGCCAUACAACAGCUGUUGUGCCACCUGAGGUGCCACACUGGCACUCUGAAGGGUUACGUCAUGUGUCAGGUGUUCCUGGAGCCUGCGCUGUGGAAGCCUAUGGCUGAUUUCUUUAGGGAAACCCUUAAAGUGGAGCUGGUGAAGGAGUACACAGAGCAGUGUGUUGUGGAGUCUGAUGUCGUUUAGUCGAGGAGCAUCAGAAACACCUUACCUUAAAAUUAGACACCAAACCUACAUAAACUUAAGGAACUUUAAUAUCUCCGUCAAAUAUAGCAACUAAAAGAAACAAAAAAACACCUAAUAUGUCUACUAUAAAGGGACAAAAAAAACUUCAGUUCUAUUCCGCUUAAUGAAAUUGCUCUCAUAGGUUUUAAUUUAUUUUAACAACAAUUAAUUUAAAAAAGGCAUGCAAGUGAACAAACUAGAAUAAAAGCAGUAGACGCUUGUUUAGGUUACUUCAUUUAUUUCCAUAAGCAGUACUGUAAAUAGUGGCGCUGAAUGGAGAGGGACUGGAAAAGAGGGAAGCAGUUUCAGAUUCUGUAAAAUAGGGACCCAAAUUGUUCCAGGCCCUUUCAUUUCUGUCAGCAUCACUGACAGUGAAAGCAUAUUUACUCAUGCUGAGUUGAAAAGAAAACUGCACAAACUUUAGGGCACUUUAUGAUAAAAAAUGGGGUCACACUUUAGUGUCUGUUGCUUUUUCAGAAUGUGGCACUGUAGCUGCUAGGGUAUUUAGAGGAAAAUCAGAAAAACAACAUUUUUAGGACUAUAUAACAGGCUGUCCAAAAUAUGGAGACCAAAAUUGUCUUUAAAGGCAGUUUUAAUUAUCCUGAAAAUGCAAAACAUUUCCACAUAGGGAAACAUUUUAUUUCAGACUUUCUAAUGUGUGACCCAGGACCACAAAACCAGUCAUAAGGGUCAAUUUUUCAAAAUUGAGAUUUAUACAUCAUCUGAAAGCUGAAUAAAUAAGAUUUCCAUUGAUAUAUGGUUUAUUAUUAAGAUCGGACAAUAUUUGGCCGAGAUACGACUAUUUGAAAAUCUGGAAUCUGAGGGUGCAAAACAAAUCGAAAUAAUGAGAAAAUCUGGUUUUGUGCUCCAAGGUCACCUAUGCUCCUUGAAAAAUUAGUAGUACUUCCUCUAAAGGUACUUUGCAGUGCUUUAAACUCUGUAUAAAAUGAUAAAUGUCUGGCUAAGAACUUGCUUAUACAUUUAGAUUACAGUCUCAAGUUUUUGCUUUAAGUACUUGAACCUGUUUGUUAAAAUGACGUUCUAUCAGUAUUUGUACCUAACUGUAGAAGUGCAGUUGUGAUAAUACACUGGAAUAUUGCUUGAAGUACAUACAGUUAGAUAUGAUUAAUAACUAAUAAUGGAACAGGCAUGUAUAAUUGUUUAAAAUUUUUAUAAAUUGACUGUUUGAUAGGAUCACAUUUAAACACAAAAGGAAAUAUAAUUAGGGAUAAAUACGGUAUAUAUAAUUAAAUGUUUAAAUGUUGUUAUAGUUCAUUAUAAAUAAUUUAGUUUAGAAUUUAACUGAGACAUCACUAUGUAGUGAUUUUGUUACAUCAUAUACAUUUCAUAAGAAACAUGAUCUUAAGGAAAUUCCUCUGAAUCUGGUGCUCCAAUAAAAAAAAAUUAUAAUAAUUACAUUAAAUUAAAUCUUCAGCUGACUUAGUGUGAUCCACCCAUGGAAAUCAGUAAAACGAAUCAGGACGAUUGGAAACCUUAGCAAAACAAGUGACAACUGCUCAUCUCUAUGAAGAGUUUGUGAAUUUCUUGAAGUGAUAUUUUGAAGUUAAAAGACGGACACGAUCUGCCAGUGGAAAAAAAUGAAGGAAGUCAACAUAAUGCAGAAGAUAAAGGACAUCUCCUUCUGAUGGCCUGAAAUGAAGAAAGUAAAGUGAAAGACAACCAAGAUGAAUAAAGAAGAACAGAAAGACAUGUUUAUAACCAUAUUUAUUUUGCCCCAAACCCAGAUUUCACGUUGCUUUUUUCCUGAAGCACUGUGUCAGAAUGAGAGAGAGACACAGUCCACACGAGCAAAUGCAUCAUUCUUUAUUUCUUAAAUGGUUACAUUUUGGUAAUAAUUAGGAGGAUCACUGGAAACAAAAGUUCAAUUAAUUUAAUAGGAAACGCCGUACCAGGUGUAGUUUAAGAACUCACAAUUUGUCGUACAGAUUUGAAUCUAAAUCUGUAUCCGCUAAACUUAAACCAAGAACUGUAUUCUUUUUACUAACUAUGUGUCUGGUUUGACUUCAUUUGGUGGAGUUAUUUUGUGCCCUUGUAUGAACUCUCAACAUCCGGCGAAAAGGAGGCCUCCUCUCCUUCAUUUGGACAGAUGCAUGUGGGACUUGUAAUGCGGUCAGUAUUUAUACAUGGUCUUUUUUUGAUUCUGAAAUUCAAGGCAUUUUACAGAUCAUUAACUCUAAUUCUAAUGACAGUUUAUCUCAUUUGUAUAGGUGUACAUAUAUACAUUUAUAUGUUUGUUUGGGACGGGGAUUCUAUGAUAAGGGACUCUUUGUUAAAAAAUCUUUCAUGGCUGAAAUCUCAAAAUCCUUCAUGUCUGCCAUGUGCUUUCAGAGGAAAUCAGUCAGUUUUCUCAAAAUAAAAAAAGUGUCUGUUGGCCUUAAAAAAGCUACAAAUGAUGUAAGUAAUAGUGAAGCGUCCCUGAUAUGCUUUUAUUAAUUUGUCUUUUUCUCCGUCUAAAGCACUCGUCAUCCAGACAUGAACGGAUUAAAGACUCUAAAUGUGUAUGUUAUGUGUUUCUGUCGUACAUAGUGCAGUGCAUUUAGAUUGAAGUCUUAUUCACUCACUGGCCUCUAUAUUUAGCGGCUACAUUUGCUAAUCCAGUAAUCGUUUAAGAAUAUUUCUACGUUUCAAUAUUUCAGCUCCACCUUUUAACACUUUGGAUGUCUAAUGGCUGAGUAUUAGUGAAUUGUGCAGGAGGUUGUAACUCUAUAUUUUACACAGGUCCUAAAGAUUAGAGGCAUGUGACCACCUGAUGGUGAAGAGAUGUAAAGGAUAUGUUACCCCUUGUUUCGCUGAACUUUAAACCCAUUUCUUUCAAUUAUGAGGUGGAUUUUCACUUUCUUUUUCUGGAACAGAAGGAGAUGAGAGAUGAAGCCAGGGCUAUUUUAGGAAUAGGUGGCGAGGAGAGGACGUGAUCCAGAUCAAGUUACGGCUCUAAAAAUGAGUAAACAUUCAUUUUGUAUUGUAAAGAUGACAACAGUUAGACUUGGAAUGAUUUAGAGCACUGUAAGUGACAAAAAAAGGGAAAGCGUCUUUAGGAAGAGAGGCCUUGUUUUAGUAACUAGCGGCUGCCCAGUGUUUAGGAGGACAACAUACGUAGACCAACCUAGACCAGGAUAUCUGUAUUUCCUAUACUCUGGUUUAUCAGACUCAGCAGUAAAGUAAUACCUUGAGUGCUAAGUCACAUGAAAGCAAAUAUAUUCAGACACUUGUUAUCCUGUGUGACUUUGGGCUAGUUAAAGUUUCAGAGCUCUGAGUAAGUGAAACUGGAUCUCGAGAGUGUCAUCUUGCGUAGAACAAGGGUUCACCCCAGAUUCCCUUUACCUUCCAUCUGAUCCCCGUCAGCUUGACACGUGGAAAUAGUGAGCAGGAAGGGUUAAAAUAAGAAGGCUGGGUUCCAGCCUUGUCAUAUGAAUGCACUGUCCUUUGCCACACUGCUCAGUACCUAUUCCUGAUUUUUAUGUUAUUUCACGAUGGCAUCUUUGUUGUUUUUCAUUGUCAUGACUGCUUUGUAAUGUUCAUAAAGGGUUUUAUGUGCAUUAGAAUCAGCUGUGUAUUGUAUGUUUUGUGAACGAGGGGAAAACCACCAGGGAGAUAGAUAUAUAUAUUUUUAUUCCAAGUCACUAUUUCAACCUUAAAACUUAACUGAAACCCUUAUCCAGGUGAUAUCAGUUUUUUUUUUAUAGAACUUGCACUAUCAGAGCUCCAACUCUGCUUCUCCCUUCGUUGUUUUCCGUAGAAAAAACAUAUAGGCCUACUGUGUCUGUACACAAAUGCUUCUGAAAUGGCUAAAUCACACGGGUGUUUUCGCCCGUGUUGCACUAAGCUAUUUUGUUACAUUUAAUCUACAAAUCUAAUGCAGUAUUUGGAGGUAAAAUGCAACUACAUCCUAAUGCAAAUUGUAUUUUAUCUCAUGCCAUGUCAGAAUCAUUCAAAUCUGAUUGGAUUAACCAUUCAUCUAGCUGUUCUGAUGUGCUGCACUUUAUACUGUAGAUAUGUAGAUAUUCCAAAGCACAGUUGGGAUCUUCAUAAAACAUCAAUGUGGGUUGCUGUAACAGUCAUGGUCAUUCAGUGGAUCAUGCUAGAUAUAUUUUUUUGUAAUCAGAAUAGGAGCAUGGGCCUAUCUGCGUAAUGUUUUAAAUUCAAGGGUAUUUUUAGUGGUGUGCUCUUGACUUUAUAGACGUAAAUGAAGUUCCUGCUUAGUGACCAUUGUCUGAAAAACCCAUGCUGUACCUUUCUGAAACCGCUGAUGGACAUAUCUACCACUGUCAGCAAAGCAGGGACCAUGUUUUCUACAGACCUCAAGAAGGUAGUGGUUUGAAUGUCCAUGUCAUCCAUUCUCUUGAUGCAGCAGUGGCUGUUGAGUUUUUGACUCAAGUCUUCCCAUUAGCCCUAGAUACAAAGUGGGUGUCAUGUUUUGUGUGUUUGUGCAGAAUAUAUAUUUAAAAAAAAAACUAUGAUGGGAAACUAUUGCUUAGAAAUGAGAUUUCUAAAAAACAAAAACAAAAGAACUCAUGGCCAACUGUCAAUCAAGAGGGUGAAUACAGUUUCAAUGCUAUAAAGGCAUUUUGAUUAUAUGAUAAAUUUUCCUUUUUUUAAGAUUUCUUUUUAUUAUUAUUACCCGAUAUGGCUGCUUAUUCUCAAGCAGUUAUGUGACAACUAAUGGAAAAUGUUUUAAUAUGUUGUUACCUUUGUCUGUUAAUUAUUUUUUUCAAAGAUUGUGAGAGAUGCAGAACUAUUUUAAUACAGUAAUUUUUUAAAAAACCUUAUAAUUCAUGAGAGGUUUUUGAAAUGUGCAUGUUGUGUGAGUGGGUGAGGAAAGGCUUUACAAUGAGCAUGCGAUUAGAUUUACAUUGAGCACAAAGACCCUGUACCAAUAUCUAAACAUUCAAAACCUGUUAAAUUGGAAUUGGUGAUAAUUGACAAAUUAAGUCUAGACAGGGUAUUUGAAAAUAGGAGUAAACUUUUUUUUUUUUGCCAUGAUACACAUUUUUAGAGACUUUCGGCUAUACUUAAUUUAUUGUAUAAAGGGGAUUUAAAAGUCUGAUCACUGAUAAUUUUGUUUCCUCUAUUUGCUUGCGGUAUUUUGUUGGAAUUGUGUGCAUCUCUAUAUACCUACUUCUUUGUAUGUUUUAAAAAAUAACUUGGCUUGAAUAUUUAAAUAUAAAAUAUAUAUUUAGAAAUGUUUCGAAAACCAGAAACUGUCACUUCUUAAAAUCAACAUUACAGCAACAUUCAUUAUGUGUAACCAGUGGUUUAACUAAAAAGGUAAUUAUAUGCUAGUAUUGCUAUUUUGUGUUUUUUCUUUUUUUUUUUUAUUUAAUUUUAAUUUUACCUCUUUUUUUAUAGUUUUUCUUUUUAUUUAUUUAUUUAUUGAGUACAUUGUUAAAUUGAAUACAAAUCCUGGCCAGUACACUCAUUUUCAGAAAUUAUUAGCAAAAUUCAUUAAAUUCCCUAUUCUAUGAAUUUAAUUAAUUCAAUUUAAGAUUAAAUUUGCCUUUACUAAAUGUUAUGUACCAAUGAAUGUUAGUAUAGGAGAUGCUUGGAUGAUCCAGAAUCAGUUUAAAGUGUGACUAGUCAUAUGGUAUGAAGUAACCUUAUCUUAUUUAAGUAAUGGAUAUGCCACUGGCCAUGAGGUCUGUGUGCUGUUGCAAUUUUUUUUUCUUUUUUUUUUUACUGUAACAAACAAUAUGUAAAUAAUUGAUGUAACAACAUCUAGAUAACAUCUAAAGUCAGAGCUUUGUCUCUGCUGUCAAGUGUGACGAAUAAUUCUAUUUAUAGUUUCUCAAAGAUCACACUGAAUGCAGUAGAAAUCCAGGUGUGAACCCCAUGGAAACACAACUGUUUUCAUUCUGCCAUUUAAAAAAAGCCCAAACCAUAAGUUCAAGACACAGUCUUUGACAUAACCUAAAAUGUUGAAAUUCUGUAUAACAUUCAUUGAAACCCUUGACAUUUUUGGAGCUUAAAAACAGCUCAGUUUUUAUGACUGCAAUAUGUGAUGGAAAACAGUCACUGCAGUCUCUUGGUCUCUGAGUUUCUUGGUUAAUGUCAACCUUUUGUUGUGUUUUGUAUUACUUUACCUUGUGCAUAAUCAUUUAAUCUUUUAAACAUUUUAACUAGUGUUAACUAUGUUGUUUGUCAUUAUCAUUGUAACACCUUAAGCAUAAUGAACUUUAUAAUUAAUGGCAACAUACUGUAUGUAAUGCAGUAAUUCUUUUGCAAGAAUGAAAAUAUGGCAGGUAACAAACAGCAUUUUAUGAGACCUGUGACUAAUAUUUUGUUGAUCAAAUGAAUUUGUAAAAGGACUGGUGAGGUUAAAGCCACUUGCUGUAGUUGCGAUGCAGUAUCAGGAUGAACGAAAUGUAUCUAAAUAGCAUAGCUUAGAUGUUAUUCGCAUAGUGAUGUUUUGAAUUGAUGUAUUAGAAUAAUUGUUUUACUUUCCAAAUUGUUAAUCAAAACUUAGUGUUAGAGAUAUUUGUGUGUGUGUUUACCUAACUGUAUAUUGUACUGUUUAGCAAUAAACAAACUAACAAACAAAAAAAAAAGAAAAAAAGAGAGAAAAAAAAA